GCUGGUCAGGAGCCGCUGUUUUUUUUUGACAGGUGAGAUGAGUUGAGUUCAGGAAAAUCCCAAAGGUUACCGAUAUUCCACUUUUCAUGGGCAAUAAGGAUAGCUUUCCGUUGUCAUUUUUAUUUUAAAACAUGGAGAUAAGUAGAACCGUUUCAUUAUAAUCUAGAAUGCCGAAUCUGAAAAGGAGAGUACGAGUAGCAGCUUGCAGCAGCCAUCGACCCAAGCAAGCUAGUUAAAGACGGAGUGGUUCUCGUCUUGGGACGCCAGCCAGUUGUUCAUUGGUAUACUCUUGCCAGCUAUAGGGACCUUCUCUUGGAUCCUCUUACGAGCUUUGGGCUUCCAGCAUGAUGUGUAACCGUGGUGACAACAGAGAGCACCAACACCCAUCCCUCUCUCCCUUCCCCUGGGCUGCUGCCCCUCCCACACCCCCCUCACCCUAAAGCAGUCCAAACCACACAAAGAUGGCGGACAGGAAGGAGCCACCAAUCUAUAAUGAUGACAGCGUGGGGGCCUUCCAGUACAAGUUGCCGUUCUACGAGACCAUGGAGCUGUUCAUCGAAACGUUGACUGGGACCUGCUUCGAGCUGCGCGUCUCGCCCUUUGAGACAGUCAUCUCUGUCAAGGCCAAGAUCCAGAGGCUGGAAGGUAUCCCCGUUGCCCAGCAACACCUGAUUUGGAACAACUUGGAGCUGGAGGAUGAGUACUGUCUGCAUGACUACAGUAUUGCUGAGGGCUGUACACUGAAGCUGGUCCUGGCCAUGAGAGGAGGACCCAUCAACACCAGGAGAGUGUCUGUGGAGGACCCAGUGAAGGAUAUGGCAGAGUUGAUGGAGGGAGGCAGGGAGGAGGGCUGGGAGAAGAGUAUGCCUAGCAACAAGCAGGUCACCUUCCUGGUGUACCGAGAAGGAGACCAGCUCAACUUCUUCCGGGUCGUCGACCGAGGGGACGGAACUCUGACCCCUGUCUCAGAAUCAUUCAGUGGUGGCUCGGUGUACAACAUGUUCUCUGAGGAGGAGGACAACGACAGUGAGGGCUUGCCUUUGGUCCAGCCGACCCUGGAGAACUGUAUCACCAUGAACAAGAUGAAGCUGCUCAAAGCCAAGAUGGAGGACAUGAACAUCAACAAGAAGCCUAAGAAGUCUGCCAAGUUGGAACCUCUUCCCCCCGUCGGUCCCCGGCCCUGUAGCAGCUCUCUGGACCCUUCUGGACCCCGACACCACCGUCUCUUCCGCGUCCUACCCGAGAUCAACCAAUCCCAUCAUUCCGCCUCACACUUACCUCCAAUCAGGGACCAGGGAUCCAUAACUCCCUCCCCUCCCGCUGCUGCCUCCGCCUCCACCCACCUGUCAAGCAGCGGCCGAGCUCUGCCCUAUUUAUCUUCCUCGUCCUGUUACAUGCUCCAGGAGGAGGAGCCAUGGGAGUCCAUCCCCAAGUCGAUCAGACCCCCUCCUAAAGUGUCCCGGUUGGAGAUCGGCAGCGCCAGGCUCAUGAGGGACUGUGUGUACCCGCAGCUCCCCGUGCUCUCCAGCAGGGGUCAGGUUGGUGGGGCAACGGAGCUGCCUGACCCCAGAAGUGAGGCACUGGGCCUGGGCCUGCUGGAGCCCACACCGCCUAGAGCUUUGUACGGAGGAGACCUGCUCUCAGAUCCCCUCAGCCUGGAUAUCUCUUCCCAGCCAGAGAUGGAUCUGGGUGGGUUGGAUGGGCUAGGAGCCCUGGGGGUUGGAGCAGAGCUCCAGCUCCCUUCCACCCCCUCUCUGCUCUCCCAAGCUGUGGGGAUGAACUCUUUAAACAACUGGGCAAUGGGUGGUUCUGAUAGGCUAGCCUGGAAAGGGGAGAGGACACCUUUACUUGGCAACACCCUUCAUCAUAUUCCCGACUCUCCUUCCUCAUCAUCCUCCCCCUCAAGUAGACCAAGACUACCACAACCCUUUGAGUUUUCCGGCUCAACAACGUCACCCCUACGACCCAAUCUCCACUCCUCCUCCCACCCCACCACUUUUCUCACCCCUCCUUCUCCUGCUAGCCCCUCCUCUCCUCCUCACUGCUCUCGUUUGCGAGGCAUCAAUGUGGACUCCCCAGUCCAGUGGCCGGAGAUGAUCAGUAAAAGCGAGGCGCGUGGCAUUACCAAGCUGGCCAACCAGGCCUGUAAGGAGCCUCUCGGGUCCCUCCGCAACACAGAGCUCCUGGCCUCCCUGUCCUCCUCCAGGUCCCUAGGCAGCAGCAGGGGAGUCCUAGAACCAAGCCUGGGAAUCGGGUUGGGGCUUCCCGCUGUUGGGGCCUCCGGGCUUGGCACGCUAGGCUCUACGGCCCUCUCCCUCCCAGCCAACAUCCAGCUACUCCAGGAGGACCUGAUACGAAGAGCAGCCACCUCCUACAUGUCAACUAACAGCCUGGGAUCAGCUGGAGGCUCCAGUUCAAUAAGAAGACUAGGCACCCCGACAUAUCACCUGCCUCCAGUCAAGGUCCCGCUGAGCAGGAAGAAGAAGAGUUCUAAACACUGCUUCCUCUGUGGCAAGAAGACUGGGCUCGCCACCAGCUACGAGUGCAGGUGUGGUAACAACUUCUGCGCCACCCACCGCUACGCAGAGACCCAUGACUGCACGUACAACUACAAGAGUGCCGGACGCCGCUUCCUCCAGGAAACUAACCCCAUCGUCAACGCUCCCAAGCUGCCCAAGAUCUGAGCCCCUCCCCCUGUCCCCCCCUCUAUCCCUGCACUCCUCAUUCUUUGAUUUACCUGAAUGAUUAAAAACAAAAGGGAAGGAAGGAAGGAUCUUGAUCACCGUUGUGUGCUUUUUAAUCACCAAGUUUGACUUAAUGACAUCGAAAUGCCAAGUGUGAACAAAACAGAACAGAGAAUAUUAGCACACAAACUUUAUUAACUCGCUAUCACCUCUGCUCCGGACAAUGUGAACAAACUGGUGAUCCACCUUCUUCGUAUAUUGUAACCUUGAUAUUUUUCCUUAGCAAAAAAGUAUUGCAUGUACUAUACAUAGAUGUUUUUUUUUAAGCAGAAGAUGUCAGUUUAUUUCAUGUUUUAACGGAACAGAAGUGCACAUCUCCAAGCGUAAACAUUAUCCGUAUUUUUAUUUUGUCAGAUUUGUUUUUCUUAAAAUAGGACUGCAGAUAACUUUUUCAUGCGACAAGUCUUUGAGAGAUGCACUUUAGAAUUAUCAUAUUUAUAUACCAAUGUUUGACUUUUUGUUUUUUUUGUAGGCUCUUGCAGUUCUGUGUUUGUCGUUUUUGUUGUCUUACUGUCAAUCAUGUUUUUAUAUCCAGUACAUUCAGAAAGUAUUCAAAACCCUUGAAUUAUUCCACAUUUUGUUGUUACAGCCAUCUACACACAAUACCCCAUAGUGACAAAGUGAAAACCUGUUUUCAGACAUUUUUGCACCUUUUAUUGAAAAUGAAAUACAGAAAUAUCUCAUUUACUUAAGUAUUCACACCCCUGAGUCAAUGGAUGUUUGCAUCACCUUUGGCAGCGAUUACAGCUGUAAGUCUCUUAAGAGCUUUGUACACCUGGAUUGUACAAUAUUGGCGCAUUAUUCUUUUAAGAAUUCUUCCAGCUCUGUCAAAUUUGGUUGUUGAUUAUUGCUAGACAACCAUUUUCAGGUCUUACCAUAGAUGAUUAAGUAGAUUUAAGCCUUGUGUUUUAGGUUAUUGUCCUGCUGAAGGGUGAAUUAAUCUCCCAGUAUCUGUAUGAAAGCAGACUGAACCAGGUUUUCCUCUAAGAUUUUGCCUACCUUUUUUAGCUCCAUUUAGUAAAUGUUUUUAUCCUGAUAAACCCCCCAGGCCUUAACGAUUACAAGCAUACCCAUAACAUGAUGCAACCACCACUUUGCUUGAAAAUAUGGAGAGUGGUAAUCGGUGAUGUGUUGCAUUGGAUUUCCCCAAAUCUAACGUUUCGUAUUCAGGACAAUGUUAAUUGCUUUGCCACAUGUUUUGCAGUAUUACUUUAGUGCCUUGUUGCAAAUAGGAUGCAUGUUUUGAAAUAUUUUUUAUUCUGUACAGGAUUCCUUCUUUGCACUCAGCUAAUAGGUUAGUAUUGUGGAGUAACUACAAUGUUGUUGAUACAUCCUCAGAUCCCCCCCCCCCCCUAUCACAGCCAUUAAACUGUGUAACUGUUUUAAAGUAACCAUUGUCCUCAUAGUGAAGUCCUUUGCGUGACUGGGUGUAUCAUUGAUCCCUUUGAGCAUGAUUCAACCUCAAUGUAAUCCAUUUUAAAUUCAGACUGUAACACAACAAAAUGUGGAAAAAUUAAAGUGGUGUGACUACUUUCUGAAGGCACACUCUCCUCGCCACUUCUUUUAUGGGCACAUGCAUUCUGGCAUCAAUGUUACAAUGCGUCUUCUACUAAAUGAACUAAUACUGAACACUCCCCGUUGAUGAGAAACUAUCAAAUGGAUUACUUUAAUGUUAAUUCAAGAUCAGCUUUGACAUACGUAUGCAAAUAGCAUGUCAAACAUGCUGUAUGGUAGUAGGAGAAGGGAAUAUAGAAUUUUGGUUUAUGGUUGCCAUAAAAAUAAAUGGUAUUUUAAAUUGCACAGCUGUUGCAAAAAAAAUGUUUAGUUACUAUAUUGGAGGGCUGGAAUAAUCUAACAUAUGGCUGUGUUAACUUGUUUGAAUGAAUAGUAAAAAAUAAAAAAGUGAUUACAAGAACUGGU
Messenger RNA from Oncorhynchus masou masou (cherry salmon), 4664 nucleotides. It is a transcript of the gene zfand4, whose product is annotated as zinc finger, AN1-type domain 4. The transcript has 11 exons. The record is from RefSeq and is a predicted model, not a curated record. Gene Ontology annotation, molecular function: zinc ion binding; protein binding. NCBI's taxonomy places the organism in Eukaryota, Metazoa, Chordata, Actinopteri, Salmoniformes, Salmonidae. The coding region runs from base 462 to 2684 and encodes 740 amino acids.